Molecule: messenger RNA, 2767 nt
Organism: Cuscuta europaea
Lineage: Eukaryota; Viridiplantae; Streptophyta; Magnoliopsida; Solanales; Convolvulaceae
Source: the annotation of a GenBank genome assembly
UCCACAUGUAGUGACCGUUGGGGGGGGGUCUAUAAAUACCCCCCUCCUCCGAAGAGGUUUCCUCAUUGCGUUCCUGAGAUAACGAAGUGCUGCUGAAUUUUCUAGAGAGAUAAAGUUCUUGCAAGUGUUCUUCGUGUUCAUCCAAACUUCAAAGGUUAGUUCAUUGAAACUUCCCUCUGUAAUUUGCCUAUUUCGCUUCCUAGGCCAUUGAUCCCUUGUUAGUGGAGAUAGACUCUUAGAUCCAAAGUAGAGAUAUCUAGGCUCUAGUUAACUGUUAGAAUGAAGCCUUUGGAUGAUGAGUACUACCCGUACGACGACGAGCCCUCUGCUAGGUCCCUUGAUUACCGGGUGGUAGAGGGGUGUUGUGAGGAGAGAGGAGUUGAGCUCCUUCAAGUCCGGGGAGGGUGAAGGUGAGGACGAAGAGGCUGCCUCGUCGUCUGAUGGUGAAGAAAUAGGGGCUUCACGUGCUGUGGACGGAGCGUCUACAUUGGUUGUGAUCCCCUGCCCGAAGCCGGUUUCUGCUGUGAAGGGAGCUGCUCCGAUGAGAAGGCGGCGGCCGAAGAGGGGUCCAGGUUUCUCCUACCUGGAUCUCUCCAAUCUUUAUCUGAUUAAGCCGGAGAGUAGUGCGGCCGACUACCUGGUGGCCCAGAUGUACGUGGGGCCGUACGGGCAGGUUAGGGCGCCCAAGCCGACGGAUCACGUGUUGAAUCCACCUCCGGGUUAUUUUGGAGUAUACUCCAUGAGCUUCGCAAAGGGACUUAGGUUUCCCCUUCACCCCUUAAUCACGGAGUAUCUGGAUAUGGUGGGUCUCCCUCCGGCCUUGCUGACUCCCAACAGCUAUUCGCUCAUCGUCGGCUUUCUUCUCUGCUGCGAUGAGCUAGAUUUUAGGCCGACAACGGCGCUGUUUAUGAACCUGUACCAGAUUGGCCGAGGAAGCCACAAAAACUGUGAUGGCUACGCCAAUCUUCAGCAGCUGCCGAAGAAGAGGAGUUUCACUGAUCUCCCUUCGUCUAUUCACGGAUGGAAGAGCAAGUUCGUCUUCGUGUCCUUGGGUGAGGACGGCACAGAGUUUCCUUCGGUUGGCCAUGACGGUAAGUUCACCCUGCAUGAUGUGCCGAAGAGCAGUAUUCUGGAUGCCCAGUUGGCAGCGUUUCUGAAGGGUGGGCCGAGGAGCGUGAAACAUUACAUCACGGAAUACAAAAUGACCGCCCUCGGCUUCAUGAGGUACCAUGUUUAUGGUGACAACGAAGGUGAUCUCGAGUUAUGGCCGAAGAUGACCACCACUUUUGAGGAGGCCGACGGCCCGGAUAUGGGCAUUCCUGCUGAUGCCGAUGACUUUGCUAUGGAUCGCAGAUCCGUGAUGAACAAGGCCGCUGCGAGGGCCAAGGCGGAGUUGGCCACCAAGGAAGCUGCAGCGAAGGCCGCUGCUGGUGGUGAUGCGACGAAAAGGCCCCCUCCCCAACCGAAGAAAAAACGGCCGGCGGAGGAAUCCCAGAGGAAGCUGUCUGAGGCCGGUAUGCAGCCCGCCAAGAAGUCGAAGAAGGCUUCAUCCUCUGUCGUUGCCGAUGAAGUCGGCGUACUAGCCGUCCCAAUUGUGGACGAAGGAGGGUCCAGUGCUGCAGCUGCCCUUAUGGACCUUACCUCAGGUCUUUCCGGGGAAGGUUCUCAACCCCCCUCCCUUGCUGAGGACUCCCGGCCGAAGCGGUCCGACAAGGAGGUGGCCACGGCCACAUAUAAGCUGGAGGUUGAAUACCCCAAAGACGGGGGGUUUCAAUGAUGGCGUUGACGGCCACAGCGUGCUCUCUCAGGCCAUCCCGGCCAAGGACCGGGUGUAUCUUGACAAGCUGGGGGAUUUUAAGAUAUACGACGGUGGGUGCCUUUAUUCUCAUGGAGAGCAAUAAGAGGCAGCAGCGGGAGAUUGCCCACUUGAAGGAGUUUGAGGAGAAGGCAGCCUCGGCCGAUGAGGCCAUGAGCUGCUUGGGGAGGCUGCAGGGAGAUUUUGUGGCCUUGCAGAGGAGGGCUGAUGCGGCCGAUGCGGCCAAGGAAGAGGCCGUGGCCAAACUGGCCGAGGAGAAGAGUGCCCGUGAGGCUGAACGUCUGCGGGCAGAUGAGGCCGAGAGGGCCAAGGCCGAAGCUGAGGCUGCGGCAGUGAAGGCCGUUGAUGAUGCUGUGGCGAAGUUCCUGGCUGAAGGCUGGAGGGCCGACGAGCGCCUCCCCUGGUGCUAUGAGGUCGUAGCGGCCAAGCUUGAAGAUUGGGGGCAGAACUCCCCUGCAGACCAAGAAUAUUUUGAACGGGAAAUGUCCGUGUACUACAACAUGGGCCAGCAUCGGAUGCAGAGGCUCAUCUAUCGGCGGCUGAGUCGCGCUCUCGGGACCCUGAACUAUACUCGGGGUUGGGCCAGGCGGAACAUGCGGCUUCCUCGGCUAAUGAGGAAUCCGGAGGAGCAGAUCAACCUUCCUCUGUGCGACAGGCAAGCUCCCAUAGAGAGUUCCGGCUUUGGCGAACCGGAGUAUGAAGAGGACGAUUACUUGGACGACACCGCCACUUCCGCCGUAGAGGCCGGCCUGGAUGCUGGGGCCGAUGGUGGUGCCGAGCUCGUUGCUGAGGAGGACGUUGUGGGUCAUGCUGCCGACGAGGCUGCUACGGAGGCAUGAUCGUCCACAACUGUCUUUAACUUAUAAUGUGUCCUUGUUUCAUCGUUUUGACUGUAACGGCCGAAGUGCCCACCAUGUAAUGAUUUAUGUUAAUGAAACAUGUUUAAGUUCC